Molecule: messenger RNA, 540 nt
Organism: Coprinopsis cinerea okayama7#130
Lineage: Eukaryota; Fungi; Basidiomycota; Agaricomycetes; Agaricales; Psathyrellaceae
Exons: 4
Coding region: 1-540 (179 amino acids)
Source: RefSeq, a predicted model, not a curated record
AUGAAGCUAGCAAGAACAGAUACGACGCUACUCCUCCAAGAAGGCGAGAUGGGCGUAGGAGAGCAGGACAAAGCUCCAACUCCACGACUCACCGCUCUCGACGAGGAAGACCGGGGCACGGAUCCAGAGAGUAUGACUUCAAUUUCCGAGGAUUGCGAUGACGCCGAAUUGGAGAAGGGUGUUCCAGCAAUUGAUUUCAAAUCAGAGGUCUCAUCGCACGAUGAUGAGGAAAUGGUGACUGACAGUGAUCGGGAGUCAGAUUCUGGCGAAGACGCCGAGGAAUACGACGAUGAGAUGAUGGAGUGGGACCCUCGAAAGCCUGUGGAGGAUGACAAGGAAGUGAUCAUACCCCAAGUCCCCAUCGAGUUGGUUCUGAAGGCCCACCUCGAUUACCUUCAUGCCGCUCACACCGCCGCCAUGAGCCAUGUCAAAGCCCUCACGGAGGUUCGCUUGCUCUUGGCUAAGCAGCAGUCGGCAAUCAGAACGGCUAUGUGGGUGAAGAGAACCUCCAAUGCAACGCACCGUCGGAAGGAAUCCUGA